UCUCUCGUGUCAGUACAGUGAGACUGCCUGACUGAACAGCCAGAGGUCUUUGGAAAGACAAUGAAUGUGGCUUCGAUGGAAUAUAUGUUUAAUAGAGAAGCCUGCUUAUGGCCACUUCCCUAAGCAGAGCUGUGGUGAAUGAGAGUUUAAACCGAGGCCGGCAAGACUCAAGAGUCGCACAUCGAGUAUGUUGGGUGGGGUGAAAAAGAGCAGUUCUCCUCAAGACAAGUUGUCCUGCCCCUUCCCGUAGACUGCCAGGGCCCAUUCGCGACAUUAUGGUGGUCGGACAAGUCCAUCUUCACAGCGAUACAAAUUCGAGUCUAGGAAUGGCCUUGAUGACUUGCAUACGAAGUUAUAGUCAACAUACGAUAUCCGAUACAACGCGUAUGGGGUGCUGGGAAGCCGGUCUUCACGGAGACAAGGAUCUUGCGCAGAAAGCCCGAGACCAUAGCUGCUGGACGUGUUGCAUCCUUGAAUACAUUCCUGAUUUUCGAGUCGUAGGUGUACUUCCGUACAUCUGCUUUGUUCCUGGGUACAGACCCAACCAAGCAGGGCUCUCUAUAAAAAAAAAACACCGGUUAUACACAGUGACGAUUCCAAAGCCGAACGUUGACCCCGCACCGCCGCAGAAGCAAUCCGGGCAACCAAACGCCAACCCCGCCAUCACCGAUAAGAUAAAACAAAAACGAAAUAACAAAACCCCAUCCAAUCCCCAUCGUCGCGACACCCCGGAGGCGCAUACAAAACCUGACCCUCCCUAUCUCCAGUCGGCCCGUCGAAAUCCAAUGCCACACCUCUCCCUGCCCUGCACCUCGCGCGCAAGACCGCUCGCCUUCCCGUCAACCUUCCCAACACCCCUCCAGAUCCUCUUCUUCUCCUCGUCCUUCUCCCACCCCUCGCCCUCGCCCGCCAUGACGCCGCCCGCCUCGGAGCUGCGCGCCGAAUACACCAACGCCUCCGCCGCCACGACGCCCUCGGAGCCCUUCGCCCUGGCGACCCCGCUGCCGGCGCUGCCGGCGGAACCCUCGGCGCCGCCGACCGAGUACCUGCGCUCGCUCCGGGGGGCGGUGACGUCGGCGCAGGCGCGGAUCAACGAGGCGCUGACGCUGCGGAUGGAGGAGGACAAGGCACGGGAGGCUGCCGCCGCCGCUGCUGCUGAUGAUGAUACGGAGGGGGGUGGCGCGGGGAAGAAGAACUCGAAAAAGAACAAGAAUAAGAAGGGUUCCAGGAUUGACGAGGAGGCCGAGGAGCUGAACUAUGGGGAGGAGGUCGUGGAGGAGGAGGAUUGAGGGGAGAAGAAGAAGAAGAAAAAGAAGCACCUUUACGCCCAACGAAAGGUGUGCUGGGGAUGAGAGAUUCGUUGCGUUGGCGAUAAAGAGUCUGGGAAGAACGGCUUUCGAGGUCAUAUCAACAAUUGGAGACACUGGGAUGCAGGGGGGGACACAAUACGAUCAAGGACAAAG
Truncatella angustata is the source of this 1463-nucleotide messenger RNA. RefSeq lists its product as uncharacterized. The coding region runs from base 276 to 1289 and encodes 337 amino acids. Lineage: Eukaryota; Fungi; Ascomycota; Sordariomycetes; Amphisphaeriales; Sporocadaceae. The transcript is spliced from 2 exons. The record is from RefSeq and is a predicted model, not a curated record.